AUGGCUAUGUACCCUCAAGAUUCUCUCGUAACCUGGAUUAAGAGCCCCGCAGAAUCCUCGCAGUGCGGAUUCUUUCUUGCCUUUGCAGUGACUGCUUUGUUUUUCGCCUGCUGGGGAAAGCAAGUGAGGCACGACAUUCUCGUGCUAUAUACGCGAGUAACGUCAUCUUUGGCAAGCAUUCUGGUGAAAAGAAAGCAUCAACAGAAGGAAAUAAUGACCAUGUCGAAAAUCAACAAAAUUUUAGAAAUGGCGUAUUCCCAUCUCCUGAAGCACGUCUUCAAUUCCGAACAGCCUUUUGAAAAUGUAAUUCGUAGAACCUGUGGCAAGGAGAUAUCGCUCGAAGCUCAGAGUUCGGAGAAAUGUCCCUUCCUACAAUUGCAGUAUUUACGACCUGGCCCUUCAGUUGCGCAGAAACUUCUUUUUUUGGGGCUCGGCGACAUUUUGAACCCUGUCGGAGAUGAUGUAACCCGUCUGAGCCACAUCUGUUUCUGUUUACUGCACCAGCAUUAA
This is a messenger RNA of Clavispora lusitaniae ATCC 42720, 510 nucleotides long. NCBI's taxonomy places the organism in Eukaryota, Fungi, Ascomycota, Pichiomycetes, Serinales, Metschnikowiaceae. The record is from RefSeq and is a predicted model, not a curated record.